AUGCUUCCCUUUUCCCUCCUCCGUCUUCCUCGAUUGGUCCUGUUCGAUGUAUUCAAAUUUUUGAAUAUCGAAGAAAAAAUCAAGCUCUCCAUCUGCUCCAAGAAAGUCUCGAUUCAAAUCAAUAAUGCUCAAUUCUACUCACAAAAAGUCAUAGUCGUUCUUGACUGCUUAAGCUACAAAAUCAGAGUUCACUCUGAAAAUAUUAAGGAUACAUUUGAUAUCUUUAAUUAUUACAACGGCGGAACAAUCAACAAUCCAUAUAUCCAUCAGUAUCAAAUUGAAGGGCAUACUGUACCUGUGUUCUCCUUCAGCGAAGGGAUCACAAUAUUCUGGAAGAAUUAUCGAGAAGGACAUCGAUCUGUUAUUCGGUACCUCUUGAAGAUAUUUCAAUGCAAGUUUUCAGUUGGAAAUAACUUUGACAGUGAUUUAUAUAAAACAACUAUUUCUGAGUUGUUUGAUCGACAAGUGGAAUUCAAGACGCUCGCUAUUCGUCCUAAUGGAUCAAAGGAUGAAAACUUGUUAUGGAAUCAAAUAUCCAGUAAUUUGGGACUGGUCGAGGAUCUUAAAAUCAUAUCCGUUGAUAAGCCUGAGUUCAGACCAGUUUUCACUUCAUGGCCACAAAAUAUUAAUAUCGGUAGUGCCGCUUGGUUCACUCUGGAAUCUCUGUUGGAGUGCCCUUGCACCAGUAUUUUCCUCGAAGGGUCUCAUUUUGAAAACAACGAUUUGGAAGUGAUACUUAGAAAAUGGAAGACUGGAGGAUUCCCGAAUCUAGAAUAUCUGUAUGUCAAUAGUCAAGGUAUUACAAAUUAUGGAACGACGAUUUUGGGAAUGAGUCUAUUGGAAUUGCGAGGAAAGGAAAUUCAAACUGAUGAUGGAUUAAAGAAGGCAACCAUUGACACUGCUCACUGUAGAAUUGAAAUGUCUGUGACUCCAUCUAAAUAA
Messenger RNA from Caenorhabditis remanei, 942 nucleotides. RefSeq lists its product as uncharacterized. Gene Ontology annotation, biological process: embryo development. Gene Ontology annotation, molecular function: protein binding. NCBI's taxonomy places the organism in Eukaryota, Metazoa, Nematoda, Chromadorea, Rhabditida, Rhabditidae. The record is from RefSeq and is a predicted model, not a curated record. The transcript is spliced from 2 exons. Bases 1 to 942 code for a protein of 313 amino acids.